Molecule: messenger RNA, 2942 nt
Organism: Synchiropus splendidus (mandarinfish)
Lineage: Eukaryota; Metazoa; Chordata; Actinopteri; Syngnathiformes; Callionymidae
Gene: igf2bp3
Product: insulin-like growth factor 2 mRNA binding protein 3
Exons: 17
Coding region: 263-2059 (598 amino acids)
Biological process (GO): regulation of gene expression; nervous system development
Cellular component (GO): nucleus; cytosol; cytoplasm
Molecular function (GO): mRNA 3'-UTR binding
Source: RefSeq, a predicted model, not a curated record
GCAUUAUUUCUUCCCCUCCAAUCAAUAACGGUGAAUAUUUAUCCCGCAGCCGCUUUAAAAGUCACCUGACUCGUCCUCCGACAAUUGUGGGUGGGUUUAUACGAUUCAACACGUGACGCGCGCUCCAAAGCAGCGCACGUUCAUGGAAGUCGGCCGGAGGUUUGGCGGGAGGUUUGGUCGUCACUUCGGGCGAUGCUAACCGCGACGGUAGCGUCCCGUAAGCUGGUGCCGCGCCCUCUCUCUGAAGUUCGCGACGUCCAACAUGAAUCACCUGUUUAUAAGUAACAUGGGCGACGGGGUCCGCGACGAGGAUCUGGCUCGUGUCUUCCACGAGUGGAGCGUCCCGUUCACCGGAUCCUUCACCAUCAAAAAUGGCUACGCCUUCGUGGAGUGUCCGGACGAGAAGGCUGCCAUGAAGGCGAUCGAACUGCUGUCAGGAAAAGUUCAACUGUGUGGGAAAUUGCUGGAAGUCAAGCACUCUGUUCCAGCACAUCAGAGGGGUCGCAGGCUGCAGGUCCGCAACAUCCCCCCUCAAACACAUUGGCAGGUCUUGGACAGUCUGCUGUCUCAGUACGGCUCUGUGGAGAGCUGCCAACAAGUGAACGCUGACACAGAGAAUGCCGUCGUCAAUGUUCAGUUCGCAAGUAAGAACCAAGCCAGACUGGCUUUGGAAAACCUGAAUGGCUUCGUCGUGGACAACAACACCUUAACCGUGUCUUACAUCCCCGACGUGUCCACGCCGCCUGUGAGUCGCUCCCCAGCCGGCGUGCGCAGCCCCGGUCCUCAUCGGCGCCCUCAAGUAGGCUCUCCGGUUCACAGCCCUCGGACAAGGGAGCAUUUUAAGAUCCCGCUGCGCAUUCAAGUGCCCACGCAGUUCAUCGGCGCCAUCAUCGGCAAAGAGGGCGCCACCAUCAGCAGCAUCACUAAAAAGACCCACUCAAAGAUCGACAUCCACCGCAAAGAGCACGCUGGAGCUGUGGAGAAGCAGAUCACCAUCCAUUCUUCUCUGCGCGGCUGCACGGAGGCCUGCAGACUCAUCAUGGAGAUCAUCAAGAAGGAGGCGCUGGACACCAAGUUUACAGCCGAGGGCCCUCUGAAGAUGCUGGUGCACAACGACUUCAUCGGGAGGCUGAUUGGAAAGGAUGGACACCGGCUCAAGAAAGUGGAGGAGGACACCAGCACAAAAAUCACCAUCUCACCACUGGAGGACCUCACCUACCUGAACCCAGAGCGGACCAUCACCAUCAAAGGCAGCGUCGAGGCCUGCUCACAGGCCGAGGAGGAGCUGAUGAAGAAGAUCACGGAAUUGUACGAGCGCGACAUGGAGGCCUUGGAUCUGCAGUGCAGCCUCAUUCCGGGUCUCAACCUCAACGCUCUUGGACUGUUCACCAAGGCAGCAGGAGCCAAUCGCUCGGGGUCUACAGCCUCUCCGUAUGGAACCCAAGUGGCAUCUACGUUCAGGAUAAACUGUCCUCUGAGCUUGGACCCACCGCAGCACAGUGGCCUACUGUUUCUUCAUUCUUCGUUUCUUCUACUCUGCCUUGUAACACACAUGAUGAUCUCAUCGAAGGGAGCUUUGAAACGGUCCACCUGUUCAUCCCUGCCAUCUCUGUGGCAGCCAUCAUUGGAAAGAAAGAUCGCUCCUCCAGAGAGUUUGGAUUCCAAAGAGCGGCGAGUGGUCAUCAACGGCACCCCGGAGGCUCAGUUCAAGGCUCAGUGUCGCAUCUUUAGCAAGCUGAAGGAGGAGAAUAUUUUUGGACCCAAGCAGGAAGUGAAGCUAACGGCACACAUCAAGGUCCCUGCGUGUGCAGCCGGACACAUCAUCGGACGAGGAGGGAAGACGAUCAUGUUCCUGCAGAACAUCAGCUGUGCAGAGGUGGAGGUUCCCCGGGACCAGGUCCCGGACGAGAAUGGUCAGGUCAUCGUCAAGAUCACUGGACACUUCUUCGCCUGCCAGCUGGCACAGAGGAACAUUCAGGAGAUCCUGAGUGACGUGAGGAGGCAGCAGCACUACAAGACCAGAUCCGAAUCUCAAAGGCUGAUUGCUGUCAAACAGUAAACCAAAACCAAACUCCACGUUUCAUUGGUCAGAUGAUCUUCUCAGACUUCAGACCUCAACCAGGGAUAUUUGACUUUUGUUUUUUUUUUCUGUGGAGCUUUUCAGCUGGGUCAUUAAAGGAGUGUGUUUAGUCAAGGUCUUUACCUUCUGUAAGGCUGAUUCAAAGCAGAGCAGGUUAUAAUAUUUGCAAACAAAUGUAGGUGCGGUUAAACCAGACAGACUAUAUAACCUCGUGAAUGUUGACUUGCCAUAAUUAUAAAAAUAUGGUGCUUAUUUAAAUAAGACUUUUUUUGUUUAUGUUUUUUGGUUGACAAUACUUGCUGUUUUUGUGUUGUUAAGUGACAAGAUCUUCUUUGACUCCUGCUCUCUGCUGUGACAAAACUCAAUUUUCCCCAAGAGUUCUGAAACUAAGAUUGAAAUAACUGUGUAGCAACCAUGUUUUGAAAUAGAAUACUGUUAGUAUUGACUAAGUGUUAGUGACUCAUUUAUAUUGAAUUCUUCCUGGAUAUAUAUUAUUUCCCCUCAUGUGGUAUAAGAUGUUUAAGUUAGAAAAGAAAGUCAUGUAUUUAUUCACCAAGAUUUACCAAGGGAAAAAAAAAAAAAAAGUAAUAUUUCUGGGAUCGGGGCUUGAGUUCAUAAGCUAUUUGAGUUUCAUGUACUUUUUUGGGGUUCAAACACUUCAGCAGUACAACACUGUGCACUGAAGUCACCCUUUUCCUGGAGACCAAAACGUGCGAGAAGAAACUGUUUUUGUUGCUCACUUUUUGAUUUGAAAAAUGAGUCACUUGGUGACGGAUGUCUGUCUUUAUCUGUUUCAAAGGAGACAAUUGAAAUGCUGCUCUUGUUUAUUUUGAUUCUUUUCAAUGGACAUGGAGCUCCACCC